AUGAAGAAAUUAGUUAGUGCUGUAGCACAAUUCUGGUGGAGUCCAGGGGGUAACAAGAGAGGUAUGCAUUGGAAAUCAUGGGACAAACUGUGUAGCUCUAAGGACGAUGGAGGUUUGGGAUUCAAAGAUCUCACAGAUUUUAAUACAGCUAUGCUUGGGAAACAAUUUUGGAGAUUAAUGGACAAACCGAAUACUUUAUUUUCUCGUGUAUUCAAAGGGAGAUAUUUCAGGAAUGCUUCACCCCUGGAACCCAUUAGAUCAUACUCGUCAUCUUAUGGUUGGCGUAGUAUUGUCUCUGCUAGAUCUCUGGUUAUUCGGGCUCUAGUGGAUCCGCAAGAUGUGAAAAUUAUUCAAAGUAUUCCUAUCAGUAGAUCUCAUCUAGAAGACCGGAAUGGAUGGCAUUUUACAAACAAUGGUAAAUACACGGUUAAAUCUGGCUAUGAAGUGGAACGAGUAUAUCCGGAUAGAGAAAUAAUGCCACCCCAGUUUGGCCCUUCGAUAACACCUUUGAAGGCGUUUUGUUGGAAGUUACGCUGCCCACCCAAGUUGAAACAUUUUUUAUGGCAACUAUUGACGGGAUGUAUAGCGGUUAAGAAAAAUUUGAGGUCAAGAGGAAUGCAAGGAGAUACUGUUUGUGACCGAUGUGGUGCUCCCGAGGAAUCAGCUAAUCAUGUGUUUUUUGAAUGUCCACCGACAGUUCAGGUCUGGGCACUUUCACGGAUCCCGAUGAAUCCAGAUAUUUUUCCCACUCAAUCUUUGUUUACCAAUAUGGAUCAUUUAUUUUGGAGAGUUUCUCCUGAAAUGGAGGAUCAUUCAUUUGCUUGGAUUCUCUGGUAUAUAUGGAAAGGUAGAAACAACAAAGUUUUUAGCAAUUUGGAUAUGGACCCGAGAGAUACUCUCAAACUGGCAGAAACGGAAUCGUUACUUUGGGUGGAAGCACAAAAUUCUCAGACUCAAGACAUGGAACGCACCCAAAUUCAUGUAUCUUCGAUAAUAACGAGUAUACCAGGUAGAUGGUGUUUUACAGACGGAUCUUGGAAAAAUGAGGAUAGUUUUUCAGGACAAGGAUGGUAUAGUACCCUGGAAGGCUACGAUGGACUAAUGGGAGCAAGGAACACGAGAGCGAGUCAGUCGCCACUACACUCAGAGAUAGAGGCCCUUAUAUGGGCAAUGGAAUGUAUGAGGAAUCUUAGACAAGCAUGGGUUACUUUUGCAACGGAUAGUGCUCAGUUGGUGAAGAUGGUGUCGGAACCAGAAGAGUGGCCAGCCUUUGCAAGCUAUUUGGAAGACAUAAAAGUUUUAAAGAGGAGUUUCAACAGCUCAGAGAUCAUUCAUAUACCACGGACACAGAACUCAAAGGCGGACAGUCUCGCACGCAGUGCAAGAAAGCAACCGUCGUUUGUCGUCCAUAUGGAUGCAGAGCUACCGGAAUGGUUCGCAGAGUCUACAUGA
Brassica rapa (field mustard) is the source of this 1452-nucleotide messenger RNA. RefSeq lists its product as uncharacterized. Gene Ontology annotation, molecular function: RNA-DNA hybrid ribonuclease activity; nucleic acid binding. The record is from RefSeq and is a predicted model, not a curated record. NCBI's taxonomy places the organism in Eukaryota, Viridiplantae, Streptophyta, Magnoliopsida, Brassicales, Brassicaceae.